AUGUUUCGGUCGCAAAAAAUAAGCGAUGAUCCAUCACGACUGUUCAUAUCAGGCUGGGAUCCGUCGCACGUAAAUGGCGGUAACGUGCGAGGCUGGGGCAAGUCAAAUGACAAUUACGUUCCACAGGAGCCUGGCGCCUGUUGGGAUCCGAAUGGAGACAACACUCCUCUAGGCUUGCACAGCUUGUCAACCGAAGAGAAGGAGGCCUUUUCCACAGAGAUCAACUCGCCAUUGAAACCUCCAUCGCAGAACAAGGAAGGCCACCAAGGAAACGUCAAUGGUCGAAAGGCCUCGGUUUCCCAAGGUUCCGGGAGUGCCUUUGGAGUCUUGUCGCCCUCUUCCGCGACUCGACCCGGAACACGACGACGAGAGACCUUGGACUCGAAUCCUUUCAGUGGCAGCCUAGCUUCACCGACCGCCACGGCUGGGCGCUUCACCCGAGAAGAUUCCUCGCCGUGGGCCCAGCGCAGGAGCAACGAUUUGAAAGAUUCGGAGCCAGAUGAUGCUGACGUUGACGCGGGAGUCCGUGAAGCCGCCAGUAAGCUGCCUUUUGGCAACUUGAUGCGGUCCAACGUGGCGGGGAGCGCAAACGUCUCUGCAUUGUGGCCCUCGUCGAAUCCGACAACGCCAGGCGGCGGUGGCUUCGGAAACUUUGCAAUGCCGCCUGCAUCAGCGCUGGGGGACAAGAGAAUUGGCAGCGGAAUGCCUGGCGGCAGCGGGAGCCGCCUGGCUCACCUGAUUCCCAAAGAUGUGGGUGACUCGAGUUCCAGGGCUGACGGCGAUGCCCCGAAUUCCGCCUCCCAACAAUCUUGGCGCACGCGGCCUCGCACCGAUACGGAUCCUUUUGGCGAGGACGAGUUGUCCGGCAGUGCCGUGCUUGGCGGAGCCCAGGAUACCGGUUCCUCUGGGCAACUCCACACGGGCCGCGUAGGUGUCCUUGGUACUCCGAUCAAGGGGUCCGCCGGCGACUUUGGAAUGUCUGGUCUCAGUCUCGGUGCCCAGGUUGGUGAUAAUGGACCGGCAAGCCCUUCGGAAACAAAUCCCUAUCGAAGUCCACUUGCCGAGCGCCAUGAUCACGACGAGACCGAAACAGGUUCAGGAGAUGCAGCAGCACUUGGAAUACGGCACAACGAGCCCCCGGCCAAUUUCGGUUCCAUUUCGAGGGGCUUUGGUGCCCCCAACUUCGAUGGUAGCGACAGAAGCCAGACUUCCAGUGUUGGUGCCAAGGCUUACCCCCUCGGAGGCCUGUCAGGCUGGCCAGCUCCAGCCGGCCCUUCUACAGGCACCCCAGACCGUGACCGCCCGAACUUUGGGAGCGCGUUCGGAAGCUCUCUGUUCAGCCCCAUGGGCGACCUCCAAUCGCCAGGUCUGGGUAAUCUUGGCAAUGUGUUUGGCCCUGCCAGUGCUGGUCUCGGCCGCGGUAGCAAGCUGGGCUCUUUGUUCCCUCCCGCAAUGCAGGCCCAGAUGCAAGGCCAUGACCAUGAGCAAGGCAUGCACGAGCCGAUGCAAGGACAUCCGCUGGGGGCCCUUGGUAGAGGAAAUCUGCCUGGCGGGCCGACGCGGGAUGCCGGGAGCCCCAUGCGACCAAACCGUGGGGUUUUUGAAGAGCUUUUCCCUUCGAGCGAUGCAGGACGGUCCCACCCCAGCUUUAACCCCUCUGACAACCAGCAGCAGCAGGCUGGCUCGGGAAUCCAGCAGCCCUUUACUCCCGUUACCGGGGGACUUGCUUUUGGAGGCACACGGGGCGGAACAGAGCCUCCUCCCUCCCAAGUUCGGCAAAUGGUCAUGCCCGACAGGAUGCGAUGGGUCUAUCUCGAUCCGCAGGGUCAGGUGCAAGGCCCCUUCACCGGGCUGGAGAUGAAUGACUGGUAUAAGGCUAAUUUCUUUACUCCUGAUCUUCGUGUGAAGAAGGUGGAAGAUCCGGAAUUCGAGCCCUUGGGUCAGUUGAUCCGCCGAAUCGGCAACUCGCGCGAGCCGUUCUUGGUGCCUCAAAUCGGAAUCCCACAUGGCCCUGCUCCUCAGGGCGGGCCAUUCAACCCGUCAACGGGUGGCGGUGUUGUCCCUCCUCUCAGUGGAGUGUUUCCUAGCUUUGGCAGGACCUUGACUGCAGAGGAGCAGAAUAACCUCGAGCGUAGGAAACAGGAGGAGCAGUACAUGAUGGCCCAGCAACGUGAAUACAUGAUGCGACAGCAAGUGAUGCCCAAGUUCCCGAUUCCCGGCCCUGGACUCCAGCAUCAUUCCAGCGCGCACAGCUUGCAGAGUCAGCCGAGCUUCGGUAGUAUGACGUCUCCGAUCGGCGUUCCUCCACAGCAACAGCCUAUUGGGGCCACAGCUGCGGCUCAGCAAGGCGCCUUCACGGAAAUUCCAAUGACGAGCCGAGCAAAUGCGGGGAACGGGGAGCUGUUCCGGCGAAACGAACUGCCUGGCCUCUCUGCUGCCGAACGUGACGUCCUCGUCUCCCUACGCGGAGACCGAGGCGACGGCGGCGACGGCGAACAGCAGGGCGCUGACCCGGGUCUCAGGUCGGACCACCUUCCGGGCACCGAACCGUUUUCUGAGGAUCCGGAGGGUUUUCGUGAGCGCCUGAAGGAGUUUCAAGAACUGCGUGCCGAGCACGAGGCGGAGCAAUCGGUUGAUUUUGGCGGCUGCGACAAGGAGAUGGAAGCCGCCGCUGCAACAGGGACGAUUGGUGGGAUGCCUUCAGCCCGCCGCGCUAGCAAGGGAAACAAGUCGAAGAAGAAGGUGUUGUUGUCGGAGGACAUUACCCUCUCCCUCACCCAGCAAGUGCAGAAGGCCCAGGCUGCCGCCGCCGCCGGCACCGGCACCGGCACCGGCACCGGCACCGGCAUCGUCACCGCGCACAAUGAACCCGGAAUGCCAAUGCCGUUUCCGCCACCUUCGUCCACCACGCCGCUUCCGGCGCCCACCGCCCAACGAGCGCGGUCCAACCUUCCAGAACAGUACAGCCGAUCUCAGAAUGGCAGUCCCGAUGCCUCUCAACCACCACCUCUGGCACCAUGGGCUAAAGAACCUGGCCAGGAGGGACAAAAGGGACCGAGCUUAAAGGAGAUUCAAGAGGCCGAGGCUCGCAAGGCAGCCAAAGCCGAAGAAGCCGCGGCUGCCGUCCGAAAGGCUGCCAUGGAGCAGGAGGCGGCCUUGGUGCGUGAGAGGGAGAAGCAGGCUGCCGCUGCCGCCACUGCCGCCCUCCCAGCUACGAGCACUUGGGGCCAUGGAUCGCCCGCCUCCGUUGCCGGCCCGUGGACCAAGCCGGUAGUGGCUGCCAAGGGAACGCCGCCCGGACCGGUGAGCACGGCUGCUGCUAACAGCAAAAAGACGCUGGCAGAGAUUCAGCGGGAAGAAGAGUUCCGCAAGCAAAAGGCAAGAGAUGUCGCCACACAAUCCGGCACGCCGGGGAACGUUUCCAAGAGCUACGCCAACCUUGCCGGAAAACCCAACCCAAACGCUCUUGCCGGAGCUCCCCAGUCCACUUCACCGGUCGGAGCCGGCUGGGCUACUGUUGGCGCUGGAGGUAAAGUUAAAGGCCCCACGGUUCCUGCCGGCCAAGGCCCACGAGCUCCAAGCUCCAACAACGUGAAAGCGUCUGGCGGUGCGGCUCCUGUCAAGGCCGCAAGCAAGUCGGGGUCGUCCGCAGGCAACGCUGCCGCGAAACCAGACGUGGGCAAUGUCGCGAUGGAUGAGUUCAACAAGUGGACGCAGCGAGAGCUUUCUCGCGGGAUUACAUCAGACCUCGCUACCUUUCAAGCUACAUUAGACGUGCUGCCGCUGGACACUGGCAUCAUUGCCGAUGCUGUGUAUGCCAGCUCCACUACGAUGGAUGGCCGACAUUUUGCUGCCGAAUAUGUUCGACGUAAGAAGCUGGCCGAAAAGGGCAUCGUUGAGAAGCAGCCGUCCGGAGAAGCCAGCAAGUCGCCUGGCGGCGGCGGCGGCGGCGGUUGGAGCGAAGUAGCGAAGCGAAGCGGAAACACGCAGCCAAAGGAAAGCGAGGGCGGAAACAUGCAAGGCGCCGGCUUCAAGGUUGUUCCUAGCCGUAAGAAGGGCAAGAAAUAG
This is a messenger RNA of Ustilaginoidea virens, 4068 nucleotides long. RefSeq lists its product as uncharacterized. The transcript is spliced from 3 exons. Gene Ontology annotation, molecular function: protein binding. Lineage: Eukaryota; Fungi; Ascomycota; Sordariomycetes; Hypocreales; Clavicipitaceae. The record is from RefSeq and is a predicted model, not a curated record. Bases 1 to 4068 code for a protein of 1355 amino acids.